Anolis sagrei ordinatus is the source of this 991-nucleotide messenger RNA. Its product is annotated as putative small proline-rich protein 5. NCBI's taxonomy places the organism in Eukaryota, Metazoa, Chordata, Lepidosauria, Squamata, Anolidae. The record is from RefSeq and is a predicted model, not a curated record.
UCACUCCGCUUUGCUGCAACACACCGUGUUCAGUCUUGAGCCUGCCUUCCUUUCGGUGCCUCUAAAUCCUCAGAAGAUGUCUUCCGAAAGCUUCCAGUGCGUACAACCUUGCAAGGCACCUCCCCAGUGCAAGAAAGCUCCCCCUCAGGAGUGCUGUCCACCUCCCCAGAAGUGCUGUCCACCUCCACAGGAGUGCUGUCCACCACCUCAGAAAUGCUGUCCUCCUUCUCCUCAGAAGUGCUGUCCUCCUCCUCCUCAGGAGUGCUGCCCACCUCCUCAGAAAUGCUGUCCUCCUCCUCAACAAUGUUGCCCACCUCCUCAGCAAUGUUGUCCACCUCCCCAGAAGUGCUGUCCACCUCCACAGGAGUGUUGUCCACCUCCUCAGAAGUGCUGUCCUCCUCCACAGGAGUGUUGUCCACCUCCUCAGAAGUGCUGUCCUCCUCCUCCUCAGGAGUGUUGCCCACCUCCUCAGAAAUGCUGCCCACCCCCUCAGCAAUGCUGUAUACCCCAAUGCCCUCCUCCUCAAAAGUGCUGUCCACCUCAGAAUCCCAAAGGCUUCUGAGAGACCACUGGAAACCAGUUCCCCGAAGGCCUACGACAAGGAGAAGAACACACAACGGAUUCUGAAAGGCACCUUCGAUGACCCACUUUGGUGGACAUCCGUGCUGAUGUGGGCAUUAUCUCAACCGCUUCUUGCUACCUCUUCUUCUUCCCACCUUCUCUAAUGCUUGCGACAAUGAAGAUGGAAUCCAGGAAUUGACGCAUCGAAGGGACGGUGGAUCUCCUUCCAGGAAGUCUGGUUCCGUUGACAUCAACAGAUGCUCUGCUUUCGCUUUGCAACCUUGGAGUAAACAUUCACCUUUGGUUGUCCUUUGUGAUCGGCAAAUGCCAUCAAAAGGACUUCCUCUUCUGAUGUAAUGCUUCAAGUUCUAACUAUAUGUAUAUGGUGCAAAAAUAUAAAAAUAAUACCUGCUCGAUUAUCAUUCGGUUG